AUGUUGACUCUGGCCGGUCAGCCUGUCAUCGACGAUUCGAUCCGUGAAGCAGAUGUCCACCCAAGCACUGAACACGCCCCCAAUCUCCCCCGGGGUCGCAUCCAUCUGGUCCAAUCGGGCCGUCCAGGAGGCGUGCUUGAUGCGUUCGAUUUCUGUGAUGCCGGCAAGCACUUUGCCCUGGUGGUUCCGGACCGCGCCGCCCGUUGUCCCGCCCUCCUGCAUGCCGUGUACUCGGCUUCCGCGCGGCAUCUCAGUCGCUGUCAGUCGACAGGCAGUCGACCGGUAGCAUUUGCUGGCCGGCGUCUGCCCGAUCUUGGGGAUGGCACUGCCCUGGAUUACCAGACUUUGUGCAUUUCCCACCUGGUAGCCCUCUCCGGUGAUCCCACGGAGAUCCAGAACGAGGACCUGCUCGCCGCGUCCGUCAUCUUGCGCUUCUAUGAGGAAUUCAAUGCGGCUCUUGCUGGUGGCGACGUUGGGACUCACCUUCGUGGAACCCAAGUCUUUCUCAACGCCCAAGGGGCCACUGCACUCCGUCAAGGGGGCCUCCAGCUGGCAGCCUUCUGGAUUGGCAUUCGCCAGGAGUUCCGCAAGGCAUUCCUCGAACAACGCGUCGUCGAACUCGAUCUGAGUUGUUGCGACACCUCCAUCUAUCGGCAGCUCGACCCGGCAGACGACGCCACCUGGGCGAAUCGGGCGGUUCUGCACUGCGUCGAUACCCUCACGUAUUGCUAUGGCGAUGGAUGUCAGACGCCUUGGAGAUAUGACCAGCUGUGCGAGUACAGCCGCCAGUGGCAGGCCCGCACCCCGCCAACAUUCGAUCCAUUGUACUGUCGACCGCCCAACCUAUCCAAAGGGGAGGUGUUUCCCGUGCUCGGGUAUUUGGACGACUGCACUGUCACUGCAAUCCAGCACUGGCAUCUGGCCCGCCUCCUGCUCACGGUGUUUGAUCCCACGGUUCCUCGCCUUGGCCCCGGUCGCAAGGCAGCCAUCGCACGCAGAGAGACCGCUCCGGCCCUUGUCGCCGCGUGCAUGGGAGUGUCAAUGUGUGGAGAUCGCAUGACCGACCGUCGGGAGCAAGAGGCCCUCCUUAAUAUUUUGAUCAAGACCGAACAGAUUCAUGGUUUGGCCACCGUGGCCGCUCAGACAUAUCUCAAGGUGGCCUGGGAGUGGACGCUUCCGGCGUCGCCAUAG
Molecule: messenger RNA, 1191 nt
Organism: Aspergillus ibericus CBS 121593
Lineage: Eukaryota; Fungi; Ascomycota; Eurotiomycetes; Eurotiales; Aspergillaceae
Exons: 6
Coding region: 1-1191 (396 amino acids)
Biological process (GO): positive regulation of transcription by RNA polymerase II
Cellular component (GO): nucleus
Molecular function (GO): transcription cis-regulatory region binding; DNA-binding transcription factor activity
Source: RefSeq, a predicted model, not a curated record